Messenger RNA from Acaulospora morrowiae, 123 nucleotides. The record is from the annotation of a GenBank genome assembly. Lineage: Eukaryota; Fungi; Glomeromycota; Glomeromycetes; Diversisporales; Acaulosporaceae.
UCUAUCCUCAAAAUUCAUGUUUUGGCAUUCGUGAUCCAUGCCAGUCUUGCAUCUGUUCUUGCUCGGAACAUGAACCCUCAGAAGAAUGUACUCCUACCAACCGCUGUUCAUUUGCAUGUAAAG